Caenorhabditis sp. 36 PRJEB53466 is the source of this 303-nucleotide messenger RNA. The record is from the annotation of a GenBank genome assembly. NCBI's taxonomy places the organism in Eukaryota, Metazoa, Nematoda, Chromadorea, Rhabditida, Rhabditidae.
AUGGCGAACCUGGAAAAGGAUCUGAAAGAGGUGGACAAGAUCGGAAAGCUUUACUUCAAAGGAUCCUUGAAUGAAAGUUUUUUUUAUGAAACGGUCGCCACAUUGGUCGAGUUGACGGCGAAGGCGACACCGGGCACUCGGACGCAAGUUCCUACCUCUCAGUGGAUGACCAAAGCGAUGAACUCGACAAACGCUGCGAGACUGCCGCAGAGGGAACUGGAUCCGAGCACGCUGAAUAAAUUCCACCAGAUGGAGAGGCUCAUAAAGCUGGCGGAGCCUCGAGUGUCGGUCGGAAAGUGUUAG